Molecule: messenger RNA, 867 nt
Organism: Saccoglossus kowalevskii
Lineage: Eukaryota; Metazoa; Hemichordata; Enteropneusta; Harrimaniidae
Biological process (GO): negative regulation of DNA-templated transcription; positive regulation of DNA-templated transcription
Cellular component (GO): nucleoplasm
Source: RefSeq, a predicted model, not a curated record
CAGCCUUGUUGGACUGUGUGUCGUGAGUCUAUGGGAAAGAUUGCUUCUAUCCGCGAAAUAAUCGUUAUUUUAAACACAUCUCUCAUGAUUGAAUUACGUUCUGUGAACGCAAAUUAAAAGUCCACUAUGGAAGGAAACAGUUUUGCCAACCUAGCAUAUGGUGAUGUGGCUCAACGAUUUGGAAGUACCAGUGCUCUAUCGACGCUUGCUCCCAUUCCUCAGAAAUCCAAGUACCGUGAACUGAGUCCAGAUGUGUCAAACUUUCCCAACUAUGAAUUGAGUAGUAAUUUUCCCCCCAAUGAUGUUCCAGAAGAAUUUGAUCAACAGUUGAGUAUGAGAGACUCAAAACUACAUCAGGAUUCUCACUAUGAGGGAAUUAGUUCUGAAGAAGGACUUGUUCCUCAAGUAUCGAGAACACAGUCCCAACCCAGAGAUGACUACGUACAGCCUCAGGAACAAGGUAGAGGUUGGUCGUCACAUGAACGUGCCAUAAGUCAUGAUCAGGAUUAUUCUGAUAGAAGUUCUGUUCCUAGCAAUAUUGGGUGGAAGUGGAAUGUGCACUCAAGAAGAGAUGAUGUCGAAGUUUAUGCAAUUGCUAGAAUACUAGAUGUGCAGUUGGGAAAGGGUAAAGGUGAAGAACUACGCUACAGAGAUCCCAAAAACCAUUGGUGUAGCAAGUGUAACCGUUAUUAUCGUAAACUGGAGGAGUUUCUUCUACAUCUGCAUGAAAGAUGCCAUGGGCAUGAUACUAAACCAAUGGAUCUAUCUGAUUUUAAAGAGAGUCCUUGGCAAACAUUACCCAGGCUGACAUUUCGUAAAGAAAAGGGGAAUAAAUCUCAUGAGUUUGUUACAGAAAAGUAUGAAUAA